AGAGAGAGAGAGGGGGAAAAGAAGGUACAUUUGAGAAAGAAACUGUGGAAUUAGCCACUAAGAAAUAAAAUUAAGGAGAAAAGGGAAAGAAGGAAGUCUGGAAAAUAACUUCAGACCAGGACAGAAGACACACACAGAGAGAGAGAGAGAGAGAGAGAGAGAGAGAGAGAGGGGAAAAAAGACAGACACAUGAAUUAAAAGAAGUCUUGGACUUCACAUUGGAGACACAUGUUCAUGCGUGGACUGUUUCUGCUGCUGUGAUCUGUCAUUCCUCCUCACAGCGUGUGUGUGUGUGUUCUUGAGAGGCUGAGAAGAGUGUGUGUGUGAGCCUGUCGUUCCUCUGGAGUCUACGGGACCAUGGCACCUGUCAGGAAUGGAUGAACUUGAGGCUUAAACUCGUGGAAGAAAGAGAUAAAAACAGAAAGAAAAAAGCUGAAAGAGUAAUAGCUUUCGGUGUAGAGAGGAAACUCCACAUCCACAGCAUCACUGUCACAACAAGCAGGACGACUGAGAUCCGCCACGGCAACAGCUGCCACGACAACCAGCAUCCCAGUCAACCAUCUGUGUGGCAGCUGUCUGCUGUUUAUAACUGAUACGAAGUUCUGGUCCUCCUCAGAAGAUGAUGACUAUGAUGACGAUGAUGAUAUGCAGCUCGCUGGUCCUGCUCGGGCUGAUCGGCAUCAGUGCUUCAUCUAGCGGAAGUUCACCUUCCUCACCCCGGAUGAAGCUGUCUUAUAAAGAUCUUCAGCAGUUUAACGGCGUUAAGCGGUUUGACUUAGAGCGUUCGUGUUGUUUCGGAGCUCUCCUAUUGGACGAGGAGAGGGGGCGGCUGUUUGUUGGAGCUCGUAACUUUCUUUUAUCUCUCAGCCUCGACAACAUCAGCAAACAGGAACAGAAGAUCUACUGGCCAGCGCCUGUUGAUUGGAGAGAAGAGUGCAACUGGGCCGGGAAAGAUAUCAAUACGGACUGUGUAAACUAUGUGAAAGUGCUUCACCACUAUAACCGGACUCACCUGUACGCCUGUGGGACUGGGGCUUUCCACCCCACCUGUGCUUAUGUGGAGGUGGGACAGAAGAUAGAGGAUCAUGUGUUUAGAAUUGAUCCCUCUCUGGUAGAAGAUGGGAAAGGAAGGAGCCCGUAUGACCCACGCCACACAUCAGCAUCUGUUCUGAUUGGUGAUGAGCUUUAUGCUGGCGUUGCCACUGAUUUGAUGGGUCGGGACUUUACAAUAUUUCGCAGCAUGGGACAAAGGCCUUCCAUACGAACGGAACAGCACGAUUCUCGCUGGCUCAAUGAGCCCAAGUUUAUAGCGGCAUUUGGUGUUCCCGAGAGUGAGAAUCCUGACGAUGAUAAAGUCUUCUUCUUCUUCAGAGAAACUGCUGUAGAAGCUCAGGGAUUCGGGAAGGUUACAUAUUCCCGGAUUGGCCAGCUUUGCAGGAAUGAUAUGGGGGGACAGCGCAGUCUAGUAAACAAGUGGACGACAUUUCUAAAGGCUCGUCUUGUGUGUUCUGUACCAGGCAAUGAUGGCACUGAAACGCAUUUUGAUGAACUUAGGGAUGUGUUUCUGCUGCAGACCCGUGAUAGAAAGAACCCGCUGAUCUACACUGUUUUUACCACCUCCAGCAGUGUAUUUCAAGGUUCUGCAGUGUGUCUCUACACCAUGAAUGACAUUCGCCGGGCAUUUUUAGGGCCUUUUGCCCAUAAAGAAGGUCCCAAUUAUCAGUGGGUUCCUUUCCAGGGUAAAGUGCCAUACCCACGGCCAGGCAUGUGUCCCAGCAAGACCUUCGGCAGUUUUGAGUCAACUAAAGGUUUCCCUGAUAACGUAAUCCAGUUUGCAAGGCACCAUCCGUUAAUGUUUAAUCCAGUAACUCCACUGGGGGGUCGGCCAGUGUUCCUGCGUACUGGAAUACCAUACAGCUUCACUCAGAUUACUGUAGACCGUGUAAAUGCAGCUGAUGGACACUACGAUGUAAUGUUCAUCGGCACAGAUGUCGGCUCUGUGCUGAAGGUGAUCUCUGUGCCCAAGGGAAGCUGGAGUAACACAGAUCUUCUGCUGGAGGAGCUUCAUGUCUUUAAGGAUUCUUCAUCUAUUACCAGUAUGCAGAUUUCCUCUAAACGGCAACAGCUGUACAUUGGCUCAGAUACAGGUGUUGUCCAGGUUCCUCUGCACCGCUGCAGUAUGUACGGUAAAGCCUGUGCCGAGUGCUGCCUGGCUCGAGAUCCAUACUGUGCCUGGGACGGACACACCUGCACACGCUACCUGCCAAACACAAAACGAAGGUUCCGGCGUCAGGAUGUGAGGAAUGGGGAUCCUAAUGCUCUCUGCUCAGGAGACCAUCAGAAGCAGCGUGUCCUGGAGAAGAGGCUGUACGCUGUGGAUGGAAGCAGCUCCUUCCUGGAAUGUAUCCCAAAAUCACUACAGGCCCAGAUUACAUGGACCUAUCAGAAGCAUCCGGAAAACCCACGGGAGGAGGUUCGUCUAGAUGACCGUGUUUUGCAGACCGAGCGAGGCCUGUUGCUGAGACGAGCCGUGCGUAGAGAUGGCGGUGUGUAUCAGUGCCACGCAAUGGAACAUGGAUUCACCCAGAACCUCCUUGCGAUCACGCUGGAGAUUUUGCCUUUGGCUGGCCCCGCCCCCUCCGCUCUUAACCCUCGCAGCCCUGCACACACCAAUCACGGGCAGUCCACCAAUCAAAAGCUGUGGUACAGGGACUUCAUGCAGUUGGUGGAUCACCCAAACCUAAACACAGUCGACCAGAUCUGUGAGCAAGUUUGGUCACGCAAGCACAGCCUAUCAGGGAAGACCGCGCCAGGUCCAGCCAAUGAGGCGCCGGCUCACGACCCGCUGCACUCUAAAAAGUGGAAGCACCUGAAGGAAGUGAGGAAAGGACGAAAUCGCAGAACGCAUGAUGGGAGACCCGCACCCAGAGCGCCGCGGAGCGCAGGAGAGUAGCGAGGGAUGAGAGGUGGAGUUGAAAGAGAGACUGAGAGACAGAAAGGAAGAGCAAAAUAACCACUGGAGGUGGACAGAUUCUCACACAGCAUCUCAUUCAUUGACUGUUUAUUGCCUGUUCAGCUUUUUAUUACCCCUGUGACGACACUCCACUGCCUGUUAUUAGUCUCUAUAUACUCUAUUGGCCUCAUCUCCAGUCUGAAGACUCAAUCUAGUGCCCCCACGACCCCAAUCCCGCUCCUGUCAACAUCUAUUACAAACCUUCCAACUCCUGACGGUUCUCCAGAAACCCAUACUCCAUCCAGUUCUUCUAAAAUACUAACACAAACUCAAAAAACUCCAAAAAAUCCCUUUGAGUUGUAACAGGAAAAUCUUCGAGACGCAAAGACAUGCAUGUGCUGCGUAAUUCAGUAAACACAGGCUCUUGUGGACACGCAUUGAGUAAAUCCAUGUAUACUCUUCUAUGUCUUCAUCUGGGUGUUUGUGCUACAUGUGUUCUGUAGAUUAGAUUAUCCUCUCACUUUGGCCCUGACUCACCAGCACCAGAUGAACAUCAUCUCUCUUCUUAUUCUUUCACUGCUUGAAGACUUAAAACACAACAUUUCAAGCUCAAAAGACAAAAAAGGAGAAAAAAAAACUGUACAUUUGUGAUCUGGUAAGGCUGUAUGAGUGUUUAAGUAAAAGUUUUUUCAUUUGACAGUAAUUCUAUACCUUAAACGUGGUCAGCGAAAUUGACAUUUCUGGCACAUCUACAAAGUAACAAAGGUGAAUUAUUAUUUUGAGAUACUAAGUUAUGUGUCAGGUGUUCUGAUUAUGUAUUGUAUGAGACUGAGAUAGACACAGCAUUAAUGUAUAGGGGGAUUAUGGGUAAUGUAUGGUCCCAGACAGUAAGGAAAUCUACAGAGAAACCUUUUUAGAUACUUUUAGGUCUAAUCUCAGAACUAACCUGUUGAAACCGAAUAAGGCAGAAUAGUUAUGUAUAUUUGAAUGUGUCU
Molecule: messenger RNA, 3948 nt
Organism: Rhinichthys klamathensis goyatoka
Lineage: Eukaryota; Metazoa; Chordata; Actinopteri; Cypriniformes; Leuciscidae
Gene: sema3b
Product: sema domain, immunoglobulin domain (Ig), short basic domain, secreted, (semaphorin) 3B
Exons: 18
Coding region: 620-2953 (777 amino acids)
Biological process (GO): neural crest cell migration; negative chemotaxis; negative regulation of axon extension involved in axon guidance
Molecular function (GO): semaphorin receptor binding; chemorepellent activity
Source: RefSeq, a predicted model, not a curated record